Homo sapiens (human) is the source of this 41996-nucleotide messenger RNA. RefSeq names its product alpha-1,6-mannosylglycoprotein 6-beta-N-acetylglucosaminyltransferase (gene MGAT5). Lineage: Eukaryota; Metazoa; Chordata; Mammalia; Primates; Hominidae. The transcript has 18 exons. Gene Ontology annotation, cellular component: Golgi membrane; Golgi apparatus; extracellular region. Gene Ontology annotation, molecular function: alpha-1,6-mannosylglycoprotein 6-beta-N-acetylglucosaminyltransferase activity; acetylglucosaminyltransferase activity; glycosyltransferase activity. The record is from RefSeq and is a predicted model, not a curated record. Bases 33997 to 36222 code for a protein of 741 amino acids.
AUUGAACCGCCUGAAUGCAGAAGAGAAGGCAGACUAUGAAAUGAAGGCACAGUUUUCUGUUACCACGUAAGGAUUUUGCUGGGUAAUUAUUACAGUGAGAAGAUAGGGAUGUGGGGGAGAAGAAGACAUUGUAACAAGUUCAGGGAGGUGAGGGAAUUUAGGAGGGAAAGGCUAUGCUGGGGGAGGAAAUGGAAAGAAGUGAUUCUGGGAUGCUCAGGGAGGAAGAGCAGGCCAUCAGCCUUGGGAGUAGAGGCCAGGACAAGGUGUGUCAGGGAUGCCGGUUGAAGAUGAAGCUCACUGGGCUCCAAGCAACCACUGUGUGGCAUCAAGGUCACUGGAUUAGUCUGUUCUUGCACUGCUCUAAAGAAAUACUUGAGACUGGGUAAUUUAUAAAGAAAAGAGGUUUAAUUGGCUUACAGUUUCACAGGCUGUGAGGAAGCAUGAUGCUGGCCAUCUGCUCGGCUUCUGGGGAGGUACAAGGAAACUCACCAUCAUGGCAGAAGGUGAAGGGAAGCCAGCACUUCCCAUGGCCAGAGCAGGAGGAAGAGAGAGGCGGGAGGUGCUACAUGCUUUUAAACAACAAUAUCUCACAAUAACUUACUCACUGUCAGGAGAAUAGCACCUAGGGGAUGGUGCUAACCCAUUCAUGAGAACUCCGCCCCCCUGAUCCAAUUAGCUCCCACCAGGCCCCACCUCCAACACUGGGGAUUACAAUUCUACAUGAGAUUCAGGCAGGAACACAGAUCCAAACCAUAUCACGCACUAAGUUCGAACAUUUGGUGCUCAGUAUAAUCCUUUGGGGAAUGGGAAGAAAAUGUAAAAGCUUUAAUUUAUAUAUAUUUUCUUCCCUAAAAAGUAAGGUCUUAAACUGUACUCAUAUUUAUAAGUUGGCAGUAGUACAUGUUUUUAAUUUUAAAAUAAGUCAUAUAUAUUAGGGAUGCAUGCUCAUUUUUGACUGGUGAGCUAUGGGACCAAAAUCAUUUUGGAAGGUACUGGCUUGGACGGCUGCUGGGUGAGUCCUUUGGAGUGAUGAUGUCAUGAUGUGGGAAACGGGCCUUAUGGCUUGUGGAAACAGAUGCCCUGUGUUCUGACCAAACAAGGGGUCUCCUCCAAUACGGACAGGCAUGAGGUCACGCUGGCCUGCUUGGUUCUUUCUAAAUUCAUUCUGCUGUGCAGACCACCUUUUAAAAGUGAUCACAAACCAUUUGCUGAAUACUUGUGGAACUUGAAUCCUCACCAAUGUCUCCAUUUUCUGGAAUCCAUCCCAACCCCCACCUUGGUCUUUUGGAAAAUUGGGCUGUUUGCUCUUUUUUUCCCCUCCUCUCUGACUUCUUGGAUAUGCAUUGAUGUUUUCCCCUUCCUUCCAAGGAAUUAUAACCAAAGUAAGGUGUGUGUGUGUCUCUCUCUCUGUGUGUGUGUGUGUGUGUGUGUGUGUGUGUUUAAAGAACCUGGAAUGCGGGCUGGGCGCGGUGGCUCACGCCUGUAAUCCCAGCACUUUGGGAGGCUGAGGCAGGCAGAUCACGAAGUCAGGAGAUUGAGACCAUCCUGGCUAACAUGGUGAAACCCCAUCUCUACUAAAAAUACAAAAAAUUAGCUGGGCAUGGUGGCAGGCCCCUGUAGUCCUACCUACUUGGGAGGCCGAGGCAGGAGAAUUGCUUGAAUUCAGGAGGUGGAGCCUGUAGUGAGCCGAGGUUGUGCCACUGCACUCCAGCCUGGGCGACAGAGCGAGACUCCGUCUCAAAAAAAGAGAACCUGGGAUGCAAUUUUCCUGAGCCUUGACAUUUGAACUGAAAAUAACUAACAAGAUCCGAGGAGUGAGGGGCAGGAAAAAGAGUGAGGCCCUGAGACAGGUUGACCUGCCUUCUAAUUCUGACUCUGCUCUUUAUAGCUGUGUGCCUCUGGGCAAGUUGCUUAACCUCUCUGAUUUCCAGUUUUAUUUUAAAGUUGAAGAGGUGCUAAUCUAUCUGGUGAGGUUGUGGGAAAAAUUAAUGAAACACAUGAAAGUCCCUUAAACUUGCUAGGACUUACUAAAUGCCAGUUCUGUCUCCUUCCUAACACCUUCCCCCAACCCCCAAUCUCUUCACGCUCACUCUUGUACAUUUCCACCCUGCUGGAAAACAAAGAUGAGAACAAAAUGUGCAUUGCUGAGACUUACUGUUAGACUGUUUUUUAAGGUGUCCUUGAUUUUGGUUAGCCUGGUCUUUUCUCUGUGAUCUCUCUCAUGAGUUCUUUACUCCAGUCUUUAUUCUGCUUUAAGGAGAGUUUUGGGCAUUCUUAGUUAAGUGUGGUGUUUGGCUGAUGUUGAAAUAACUCAUUCAUUAUGAGCCUCCCCAUCCCCAUUAAAUGCCUUAAUUUCAUAGGAGACAAAAAAUUUAAGAAAUAAUGCCAUUGUAUACCUCCUACCCCAUUGCAUAUAUUAAGUAAAAGGAAAUGAGUCUUGAGAACAUUGAGAAUGAAAACGUUUGAGUAGGCCAGGUGCGGUGGCUCAUGUCUGUAAUCCCAUCAUGUUGGGAGGCCCAGGUGGGAGGAUUGCUUCAGCCCAGGAGUUCCAGACCAGCCUGGGCAACAUAGUGAGACCUCGUCUCUACAAAAAAAAUACAAAAAUUAGCCAGGUGUGGUGUCAUGAGCCUAUAGUGCUAGUUACUUGGGAGGCUGAGGUGGUAGUGUCUUUUGAGCCCAGGAGGUUGAGGCUGCAGUGAGCUAUGAUAGCACCACUGCACUCCAGCCUGUGCAACACAGCAGGACCCUAUUUAAAAAAAAAAAAUUGAUUAGGCUCAUUUGAAAAGCUCUCUGGUAGUUAUGGAAUGAGAACCUUACUGUUUGAAGAUAAUGCUGCUGUUGUUUCUAAUGGAUGUGAGAGGGCCUGGGGAACCUCCCUAACCUGUUUGCUGCUUUACAUAGACCAGGGCUUCCUGGAUCGCUGGGUACCGGCAUUGGCAGCUGGGUUUCUUUCAGCCCUGGGGACUGGCCACCGCUCUUCCGCAGCCAUGUGCCUGCAUGCUGGGUCUGAGGAUGCCAUUCUCUUCUGCAUUUCAUUGGAGUGUUGUAUUACUUCAUGAAUGGAAGGAAUUUAAAAAGUCACUCUGGAGUCAUUAGAAAAGUAUGGCUAUGAAGAAAAGUAGGUCUUUGAGUUUCUUAGCUUAGUCUGUUGCUAGUAUAAGUGGGUGUGGUGGUCCCUUUCCACUCGAAGAAAAUAUUUUAUUGUUUAGUUAAAAAAAAACCCUUUUAAUUUAUAACUGGAAUUUCAACAUGAAUGUUAAUGUAGUUUGGGUUCCUGCUCUCUCUCGCUCUCUUUCUUUUUUCCUGAGAGAGUGAUUUUGUACCAUCAGACUGUUUUGAAGUUCUUAGUCAUUUUGUUUCUUUAUUAGUAAAAUGGGAUAAUGGUACAGCAUGGAUGUGAGCAUUAGAAUACUGUGAUUUGGGAAAAGAACCCAGUGCUGUAACGGAAGUCUAAUAGCUGCUCAGUACAUAGUAAAUGCUAUUUCAAAUUUAGAUUAAAGAAAAAACAUGUUCACGGUCUAUGCAGGCAGUGUAGCUCUAUAUGAAAAGGAACCUAUUGAUUAAAUACUUAGAAAGUUUCAAAAAGCCCCCUUUUAAAUCCUAAGAUAUUGGCAUUCAUGUGAUGGAUGUCUUGAGGCAGAUAACACAGUUGAAUCUUUUUAGUGGAAGAAACACAGAUCUUUUCACAUGAAGUUGUACUUGAAAAAUAUUGCCAUAAUUAAAAUAUACAGUGUAGUUAUCAGGAAAUGUACAUUUUUUUGUAUCUUGAAGGAGCCUUACAGAGUUAAUAAAAAAAAAAAAAAAGAAAAGAAAAAAAAGGAACAGCCUCUAAUGGAAAUUAGCAUGUGAUUGAAGUUGUUUUUGUUUUGUUGUCCUCUUUCCUUCUGUCUGAGGUCUUACACCCGGUAAUAGAAUCAGCGUUGGGAUGAGCAAGUCCUAUGACUGUGUUCACUGAUGGCAUCCUGUCCUCCUCCUUCCACGUCUAUGCCUGGCAGUCCGUAAGCUUGGAUGGGAAAAAAAUAGACGCUGAGUUCUAACUGAAAUUUGGCAUUUUCUUCCAUUGUGAAUAUAGGGAACAAACCAAAGUAAUAUUAGAAAUACCUUGACCUUUGUCAUUAAUAAAUCCAUAUCGCACUACAGUUGUUGCAGAGAUCUCUAAAUAUUUUUUACACUCAUCACUACUUAAAAAUGGUGGUACAGAAUAAAACCAUUUUUAGAUCUUGUUACUUGGUGUAACUUAAUGAAGAAGCACUCAUACCGUAUCACAAUGGAAAAAUAUUGUGAUAACUAAAUCUAAUUUGUUUGCCUUGUAAUCUUUGGUGUUUUAUUUCAUGCAUUUAAAAAUGUUAUUUUGAGGAAACAUCCACGGGCUUCAUCAGAUUGCUGGGGGAGUCCAGAGCAUGCAAAAGUUAAGACACCUGCUCUGUCGCCUCUGGUCUAAAUUUUAUCCUGACUGAUAAUGCAGUGGUCCUCAACCCUUGCUGCCCAUUGGAAUCACCUGGGGGAGUUUUAAGAAUUCUAGCACUCUGGCCAUACCCCAGACUAAUUAACUGCAGAUCUCAGGAUUCCCCUGGUGAUUGCCCUUGGUUCCAGGGGAUUCCAGUGUGCAGUGAAAGUUGAGAACCAUUGGUCUAAGUGUUCAUACAAACUAACCUUCUUCCCUCUCUUCUUCCUUUCUGAUUCUUUAAAUAAGAAAUUAAGUUUCAUGCUUAUGAUAGAAAAUUCAAACUGUGCAGGAGAGCAUGGCUCUCUCACCUUUCCAGAAAAAACUAUUGCUGACAAGUUUUGUGCAUAAACAAUCAUUGUAGACAUCACACAUCCAUACAUUAUCCACGAUGAGAUUAUACUAUACAUGUUAUACACAUGGACACACUGUAUGCAGUUUUUCACUUCUAUCGUAGAGAACUUUCUGAGCUAGCUGUUGUUCCUUGAAAUUAAGUUCUCUUUCUUAGGUUUUUUUUUUUUUUUUUUUUUGAGACAGAGUCUCUGUCACCCAGGCUGGAGUGCAGUAGUGUGAUCUCGGCUCACCGCAACCUCUGCCUCCCUGGUUCAGGUGAUUCUCCUGCCUCAGCCUCCCGAGUAGCUGGAAUUACAGGAGCCUGCCACCACACCUAGCUAAUUUUUGUUUUUGUACUUUUAGUAGAGGCUUGGUUUCGCCAUGUUGGCCAUGCUGGUCUGGAACUCCUGACUUCAGGUGAUCUGCCCACCUCGGCCUUCCAAAGUGCUGGGAUUACAGCCGUGAGCCACCGUGCCCAGCCUGGUGUUUAUGAUUUGCCUGGGGAGCUUUAUCCCUCCAGGCUUAAUUUAGGAGUAACUUGGAGACCAUGGAUCCUAUUUCCCUCUUUUAAGAAAUAGUGCAAUGGGAAGGAAAGAACAGCCGUGAGGUCAGGCCCAGGCAAGUUGCUUAUCCAUCUGUGAAUCUUUUUGCUCAUCUGUUAGGUGGAGAUAAAGAAAGCUUCCUUACAGGGCUGUUGUGCAAUGUACAAGAUCAGUGACAGGCAGCUAUUACCAUUAUCCUCCAUGUGGAUUCUACUCCCCAGAGAAGCUGAAAUGUUUUAUAGGCCCCCCAGAGAUUUUUCCACUAGCAAGCAUGUGAUAGAAAGCAAGGGUGAGUAAAAAAAAAAAAAUCCCUGUGCAUCUACUACAGACAGAAUUUAGAGGCUCUACACCCAUGUCUUGGGAUUGCCACGGUUAUCUGGUUGGAUUUGGAGUUGGGUUCAAGGCCACACAGAUGUUGAAUGAGCCUUGUGAGCUCUUCUUUAUUAACCUAGUACUUAUACCAGGUUAAUAAACUCUUGGAAAUGCCCCCACAUGCUUAUAGACCCACAUCUGUGCAUUUCAUCUCAAUUGCGAAAGCAAUUACAUUGAAAAUGAGAGUUGGUAUCAGAGCUCCUGGCAGGAAACAAUUCACCUCAGAUGGUUUGAAUGAAGCCUAAUGAAAGGAAUAAUUAUAGAGGUUGAGGGAUCCACCAAGGCACUAACAGCAGUGGAAAAGCCCUAUCACCUCUAAGGCUGAGGGGCCUGGGGAGGAAGUAGAGUUACUGGAGUGCAGUGAGACCUGGAACAGUGGAGGAGGAGCUGCCCAGAAGGAGCUAUAGUCAAGGAAGAAGGUUACCCAAAGAUGUGGCACCCAGUGAGAGAGGGAGCCAGAGAGAAAUACCCAGACCUCUCUCUUCCUUCCUCCAGUUCCCCACUGGGUGCCUGAUUGGCUGAACCAAUGUGAAGCCAGCAGGCAGGGAAGCCAGGUGUAUACAGGGGUCAGCUGGUUGGAGGGUGAGAAUGGGUGGGGGUGAGGCCAAGAGAAUCACCAGAUAACAGGCAGGGAGGCUGUCAGAUGUCAGCACUGUGAGGCUCCUGGCAGAAUGCUGAGCACUUAGGUGCUAGAUGUAAAUGUUCCCUUUCCCUGGCCUCCUAGCGUCUUGAUAGUAGUGUGUUUACCCCUAUCAGCAAGGCCAUUGAGACAGAAGGAGGAAUACUAAAAAGCAAACCCUCUGGAUCAUGAUGCUAUAUUUUCCUGAGCUCUGGCUCUCCUGGUGUCCAGCAGAGAAGUUCUCCAUGUAAAUUGUCCCCUGGUUUCUGCUCCCUAUGCCCAGAAGCAGUCUAAUUCACAGCCCAUAGGUGCCCCUGGGCAGGCAAGACAGCCAUGACACCAAGCAAGGAGAUAUUAUUAAUAAUUGGGAGGCCCCCUCCCUUGCUUCUUCUGACACCAGUGCCUGGAGAUUUCCUCUCAUCCCCUGUGGUAGAUAGAGGACCACGCUUGUGCUGGGUUUGCUCCAUCAGCCACUCUGCAGGUUGGGCCUCUCAGAGAUUAAGAGAAGAGUGGCUACCUCCAUAAUUUGAGCCUUUCAGUGUAUUUAAAAAGUGAAAAAGUACAUAGGGUUAGAAACACCAUAGACAGUUUUAAAUAUUUACAUUGAAGACCUGGAUGCUUUUUAACACAAGGAAACAUAAUAGAAUACAGUUAUGCUUUUCACAAGAUAAUAAUAGGAGUCACAAAAAUAUGGAGACAUAGCACAUUAUAGGUGUGGCCUGGUAAUGAAUAUAUGUUCAAAGUUAUGUGACGAAUGUCUUCUGCUUUCAAUCCCAUUGUUUGGAUCUCUGUGAGGCUCCAGGACUCCAUUGGGAGAGAGGAUCAGAAGUCUGAAUCUGAGGCUGUUGUGACUUGGGCUGGUGCCAAAUCUGCACCCCACCCCUGCAUGUUCUGUACACUUGGAUUCCCCUUGCCUCUAGGCCUUCUCAGUCCCAGGUUUGGAAAGAUUCAAGGUUGGGGCAUGCCUGCAUUUUGCAUAAUUAUGCAGCCCAUAGAGGUGAGUGAGUGACAUCCCACUCACCGCCAUGGGACCUCACUCACGCCCUGUGGGACCCACUCACUGCCAUGGGACCUCACUCACGCCCUAUGGGACCCGCUUACCGCCAUGGGACCUCACUCACGCCCUAUGGGAGCCGCCCACUGCCAUGGGACCUCACUCACUCAUGCCCUGUGGGACCCACUCACUGCCAUGGGACCUCACUCACCCAUGCCCUGUGGGACCCACUCACCGCCAUGGGACCUCACUCACCCAUGCCCUGUGGGACCCACUCACCGCCAUGGGACCUCACUCACCCAUGCCCUGUGGGACCCACUCACCGCCAUGGGACCUCACUCACUCACGCCCUAUGGGAGCCGCCCACUGCCAUGGGACCUCACUCACUCAUGCCCUGUGGGACCCACUCACUGCCAUGGGACCUCACUCACUCAUGCCCUGUGGGACCCACUCACUGCCAUGGGACCUCACUCACGCCCUAUGGGACCUGCUUACCGCCAUGGGACCUCACUCACGCCCUAUGGGAGCCUCCCACUGCCAUGGGACCUCACUCAUGCCCUGUGGGACCCACUCACUGCCAUGGGACCUCACUCACCCAUGCCCUGUGGGACCCACUCACCGCCAUGGGACCUCACUCACUCAUCCACUGUGGGACCCGCCCACCACCUUGGGACCUCACUCACUCAUGCCCUAUGGGAGCCUCCCACUGCCAUGGGACCUCACUCACGCCCUAUGGGACCCGCUUACCGCCAUGGGACCUCACUCACGCCCUGUGGGACCCGCCCACCGCCAUGGGACCUCACUCACGCCCUGUGGGACCCGCCCACCGCCAUGGGACCUCACUCACUCAAGCCCUAUGGGACCCGCCCACUGCCAUGAGACCUCACUCACUCAUGCCCUAUGGGACCUGGUUACUGCCGUGGGACCUCACUCAUGCCCUAUGGGACCCGCCCACUGCCAUGGGACCUCACUCACUCAUCCCCUCUGGGACCCGCCCACCGCCAUGGGACCUCACUCACUCAUCCCCUCUGGGACCCACCCACCACCAUGGGACCUCAUUCACUCACACCCUAUGGGACCUGCCCACCGCCAUGGGAACUCACUCACACCCUAUGGGACCCGCUUACCACCAUGGGACCCGCUUACCACCAUGGGACCUCACGCCCUAUGGGACCUGCUUACCACCAUGGGACCCGCUUAUCACUCACGCCCUAUGGGACCCGCCCACCGCCAUGGGACCUCACUCACGCCCUAUGGGACCCGCCCACCGCCAUGGGACCUCACUCACGCCCUAUGGGACCCGCCCACCGCCAUGGGACCUCACUCACGCCCUAUGGGACCCGUCCACUGCCAUGGGACCUCACUCACUCAUCCCCUGUGGGACCCACUCACUGCCAUGGGACCUCAGUCACUCACAGCUCUUCUUUCUGUUGCCAAAUGUUGCACUGCCAAUCUUCCCCAAAGGAAAUAAAGGAAGUAAAUGUAAAAUCAAUGUCUUUUUAAUUUUUUACAAAAUAAUGAACUAUCUGUUGAAAAAAUUGGGAAGCCAGAGACUUCACUAAUGAACGUGGUAACUAUGUUUGUCUCCAAGUUAUGUGCAAAUGUGACUGAGUUUAUCUUCUUAGUUUUAAAAGAAAAGUAUGAAUCGUUCUCUGACUUUAGCUGUAUAUCAGCAGUGCAUUAAUGAAAUAGGGCAGUGCUUUGGCAACCUCAGUUGCGUAAGGAAGUCCAAAGGAACUUGUCAAAAGGGGAGAUCUCUAAGCAUACCCUUUCCAGGCAUGGAGUCCACUUUUUUUUUUUUUUUUUUUUUUGAGAUGGAAUCUCACUCUGUCGCCCAGGCUGGAGUGCAGUGGUGUGAUCUUGGCUCACUGCAACCUCCACCUCCUGAGUUCAAGCAGUUCUCCUGUCUCAGCCUCCCAAGUAGCUGGGACUAUAGGCAUGUGCCACCACGCCCGGCUAAUUUUUUUGUAUUUUUAGUAGAGAUGGGUUAGUAGAGAUGGGCUUUCACCAUAUUGGUCAGGCUGGUCUCGAACUCCUGACCCCAAAUGAUCUGCCUGCCUCAGCCUCCCAGAGUGUUGGGAUUACUGGCGUGAGCCACCACGCCGGGCCAGAGUCCACAUUUUUAAUCAAGGCCCCAAGUGGUUAAAAAAAUAACUUAAGGAGCACUGUGACAUGGGAAUAUUGAUCCCCUUAAGCCCUUUUUAAAGUGCUGAGGCUUAAUCAGGAGACCCUUGGUCUUCUUUCUUUUUUUUUAUUAUUAAAUUGGAAUUGUAAAAUUCCUCCUGGACCUUCUCCUGACUAACUGUUUUAAUCCCUGUACCUCAGGCUGCCUGUCAUUGGCAGGACAAAUGCACAAGAACUGAUUUCCCUGGAGAGGGUUCUUGGUGUCACAUGGUGGGAGAUGCUGUCUUGUUUAAAAACAAAGAAAUAAAACCCUUCAUUGAACUCGAUGGUCUCCCUGAAGAGGCUGGAAACGUAAUCCAGUGGUGUCUGUUUGUUUCCAGCCCAUGUUGUUAUUAAUCCUGUUACAAAUGAUAAUGCUUUGCCUUUACAGGCUUGCUGUCUCGGAGGAGUUUUCUGUAUUGCCUGCUAGGCCCUGCUGGGUGAUUAAGCCACUCACUCAGAGUCUUACAGGCCACUCGAGGACGAUUUCCUUAUAGCAGACGACUGACUAUACUUCUCGAGCAGUGUUUGCUGAGUGACAUAUUAACUCUUGCUUAUGGUUCCUUGGGAGGAGAAGGCCCUAAUGCUAUGAGGGUUAAGGCCCAGAGACAUGGGCUUCUCCGCUCCACUCUCUCCCUCCCUUCCCUCAUCAUUAGAAGUUUCUCGGCCCCUUCCAUAGGGGCAACGGCAGGGCUGUAGCUCUUUGUUCUUAUGCCCUAUUUUAUUUUAUUUUUUUAUCCUAUGGAAAAAAAAUACCCAGAGCCCCGCAAAACAAGAGGUACUUAAUUUAAUACUUUUGUAAAUAAGAGCCAUAGCAUUUUCACCCACCAGGUGUUAUUAAUAGUUUCCACUUAUAAUACAUAGACUUUGUGGCCAAUUAAGGCAGCAGGUAAUGAGGAGGAAUUUGGGAGAAACGAAUAUGGGUCAGGGAACGGAUGGCACGCAGGAAAGAGCUUCAGAGGGGCACUUGGCCCUCUCCACCUAUCUCAGAUGAAGUCUUUCAAAACUCUGAAAUGGGUGUGGACUUUUUCACAACUGUUGCAAUACGAGAGGCUGCGACUUAUUUAUAUAAGGAAAUGGCCCUGCUCCCACCCACUCCUCCCCUUCUGUGUCCUCCUCCAUAUCCUGCCAGGCCUAUCCAUGCUGUGUUCAGACAUGCAGGUCAGAGGGCACAGGCAAGCCCCGUUUUGGGGAAGUCCUGAUUAGACCUGUCACGGGAGACAAGAAACUCAGUGGUUCCGCCCGUCCAGGUGUCCCCAUUGCCUGCACGGAGCUGUCAGUGGUUUUGAUUCUCAGGCUGUGUAAGCUGGUGGUAAGCCUCCAUUAUCUACCCCACAACACUCUUUUUAUUUGAAGUCAGAGGACACUGACCACACCCCUGAGACUCUAAAUCUCAUCCAAGGAAAUGGCCUCUCCAAGAUCCAUACCGUUUUACCAAGCCAUAGGUGGGAGUUUUCUAGAAACACGAGCCAUCCUGACAACUGUGCUGUCUGACUCUCUCUAAUGAGCUGUGAGGCGAUCAAGUUAAUUAAAGAGAAACUCUGCUUGUUAAAAUUCAAGCUAGAAGCAUCUUUUUGUAUCUGAGUUUGAAUCUGGUCAGUGUUCUUGAGGGCACCACCGUGAGGUGUCUUGGUCAUCUGUGACCUUUCCUGGAGGAUAAUGACAUCCCUUCUAAACAAAGAACAGACUUUUUCAUCAAUGCUAACUCUUAGGAAUAACAGAGGCUCAGUGACCGCCCUGUGUUUUGGGUCAGUCCUGCAGAAGAGGGAGAACUCUCCUGGGCGCUUAUUCACAUUGUCUGAUGGCAGGUGGAUGGGGUGGGUUAGGACGCGCAAACUUUGUUCAUGGUCAGGAGUUUGGCACAUGUGAAACAGUCCCUAGGAGAGUGCUCUCUUUCCCCACCGCCCAGAAUUCCUGUGUCUUGGACAUCUCUGCUGCCACCACCCUGGCCCAGGCUCCUGCCAUUUCUGGCCUGGAAGAUGCCGUGUCCUUUGCUUCCAUUCUCACUUCCCUGUCUGCACGGCAUCCACAUUGAGCUUCUGAAAAUGCAAAGCAGAUCAUUGAGGUCCAUCUGCUUCUCCAUUCUCCUGCAGAGUGACGAAGUGGUUGAGAGCUUGGUUUCUGAAGUUGGUCUGAUUGUGUUUCAGUCCUUAACUAGGUCUGACUUGGAGCAGCUGAAUUGAAUUGUGUCCUCAUCUGUAAAGUGGCAUGCUGAUAGGAGUGGAAUCUACUUGUUGGAAUGUUGUAAGGAUUACCUUUUUAUAUGGAGCACUUAGGACAGGGCCUGGCACAUAGUAAGUACUGGAAAAAAUGUUGGUUGUUAUUUUUAUUGUCAAUAUUCUACUAAAAUUCAGGGCCAUCCUUUUUAAGCUUAGAUGCCAACACAGACUCUUGGUCAUACCUCUGGCCCAGGUGACAUCUCCAGCUUCAUUUUCACUUGUCCUCCUGCCUCCCUCUGUUUCUAGCCACACUGGCUCUUUCAGGAUCUCCAAAGUACCAUGCUCUCCCCAGCUCCAGGGCCUUUGCACAUGGUGUUCUUUUUCUGAGAAAGCUUCCUUCCUUCCCUCUUUUUCUGGCCAACUCCUGCCUCUUCCUAUCUGCACUUAAAUGUCCUUUCCUUCCGCAGGGAGGCCUCCCUGGACCCCUCAGCUGAGAGCAGAUCCCCAUUAUUCUCUGCUGCUCUCCCCGCCGUUCUUUUCUUCAUAGUAGUUGCCACAGUUUGUAAUUCUGUAUUCAUCCGUAGGCUUGCUUGAUUUAUAUCUUCAAGCUCUCCUAUACUUUAUGCUCCAGGAAGCCUAGGACGUCCAGCAGCACACAACGCAGGCCUGGCCUCUACUGCUCCCUAACUGUGAGAUGAAUGAAUGCUGCUCCCCCAGCUCAGCUUGUGCGCUUCUGCACAGGCCGCCGGUCUGUGCAUGAGAUCUUGUUUAUUUGCAUACAGAGACCCUUCCGAAUACAUUUCUAGGUCACAGGUUCUCAAACCGUAGUGUGCAUCAGAAACACCUGGAGGGGAUCAUGGAGUGCCAAAAAGGAAAUGAAGGCUGGAAGAAAAGUGCAAAACAUGGCUUGUUAUGGGCUGUCCAGAUAAGUUCGUCCAGGUCUCUGUCUGUUUGGCCUGUGUCAUUCUUCUUAGGUCUGUGUGAGGUUGUUAACGACUCCUGCCUCUUUUGUUGCCCAGGUGGUAAAAUCUAGGGGCUAGAAAGGACUGAGCUACAGGAUCCCCCAGGAGAAGAAUGUUUUAAAAGAGUUCCUUAUAGAGGCCCAAAGCAAGGAUCCCAGUGGUUUGGUUGUAGCUAAAUUUAGAGUAGUUGGUGGCUGCUCCUUCUGCCACUCAUUCCUCUAGACAUGCUCCUUGUAAGGCACUCUUGAGUUGGCUCCCUGUGCCCCUUUUACCUGACGAGAGCCACGAGAGAGCUCUCAGGUUUACCAGUAGCCCCGGAACAAGUAGUCCGUUUCGAGGGCUGUGAUCCCCUCCCUCCACAUCACAGCCUUCACGACAUUCCUCAUGGGUUUCAGGGGCUUUGCAUGGGCCCUGAGCAACUCCUCAUCUCUCUUGUGUUAUGGAGGGAGACGGUGGUGUGGCCAGAGUGCAACUGGGACGUUGGACUCGGACACAUCCAGGUUUGAUGCAGCAUGCCUUCAGGUAGCUCGCUUCUUGUCAGGGUUUCUCGUUCUAUAAAUUGGGAAUGAUGAUAUCUAGGUAAGCUUAUGGUGUAGGGAUUAAGCAGAGCCUCCAGAUAUGGAGGAACCAAAAUCAUCAUCUAAGUCUUGCUAGUCUUUGGCAUUUUACUGUUAAUAUAAGCAAGUGAUUGAUUCUUACUAAGCCUCAGCAUCCUCCAUCAUAUUGGGUUUAGAAUGGUACUUACUUCGUAGGGUUCUUGGGAAGAUAAAAUACUUAUAAAACUGCUAAAAUCCAAAUCAAAUCUGUAGUUAAUAGUAUCAUGCCAAUGUUAAUUUUUUUGUUUUGACAGAUAUAUCAUGGUUUUGUAAGAUGUUAACUUUAGGGGAAGCUGGCCAAAGAGCAUACGGGGACUCUGUACUAUCUUUGCAACUUUUCUGCAAAUUUAAAAUGAUUCAAAAAUGAAAGCUUAUUUUUUAAAAAAGCUUGUGAAACAUUUGCAAAGUGCUUGGGGGUUUAGUAAGCCCUUAGUAAAUGGUGACCAUUACUAGUGUUACUAACAAAACCAUGGUUACUACUAUUGAUAUUUUGAAGGGUCAUUAUAACCAAUGUGUUGUCUAGCUCAGUGGUCCCCAACCUUUUUGGCACCAGGGACUGGUUGCAUGGAAGACAAGUCUUCCAUGGACUGGUGGUUGUGGGGGAUGGUGGUUUUGGGAUGAUUCAAGUACGUUACAUCUAUUGUGUACUUUAUUUCUAUUAUUACAUUGUAAUAUAUAAUGAAAAAAUACACAACUCACCAUAAUGUAGAAUCAGUGGGAGCCCUGAGCUUGUUUUCCUGCAACUAGAUGGUCUCAUCUGGGGGUGAUGGGAGACAGUGACAGAUCAUCAGGCAUUAGAUUAUCAUAAGGGGCACACAGCCUAGAUCCUGCCAGGUACGUGGACAACCAGAGGGUGAGCAAGGCAGAGAGGGUCUUCAUUGAGCAGCAGUACAGUUCUCAGAAUACUUGAAGUGGGUAGCUUCUAUCCACAGGCAGGGUGUCCUGACAAGUCUGUUCAGUUCUCAGCUGAGGGGAGACCCACAGUGGGUAGCUUGUCUCUGCGGACAGGUUGUUCUGAUAUCUGGCCGAGUCUGGCUGAGUCCAGCAUUUUUAUGGGCUUCAGAAGGAAGGAAGCGUGUGCUGAUUGGUCCAUGGGCGGCCAUGGGCAGGCCAGAAAAAGCACCAUAAGUUAUCACUCUGGUAGGUGGAACUGGCAGCCUGGCCCCCAGGCCUCAGGCCAUCCCUGGCGUGAAGGUGGGGUUUUACCUUCCAUCCCUGGCGUGAAGGUGGGGACCUGCCCCUUUUUGCCUGGGAGUAUGUCUGCCUCCUCCCAGUGUCCAUGGCACCUAAAUUGUGCCAAGGGGCGCCUGCAGGCCCAUACCGAGCCACCCUCACCCCCUCUAAGCGCCCCCUUGGCUUCCCUCCUGUGUUCAUUGGUGCCCAAAGUCUGGAGGGGUGGCAGAGGGCUGGCAUGUCAGCGCUGCCCCAAGUGUGCUUAUACGUGGCCAGGUUGCGACAGUGCCUAGGACUUGGCCUCGACUUUGCUCUGAAAUCAGAGCUGGUGCCGGGAGCCGAGAGUGUCUAGGCAGCGAGAGCAGGCCCUUCCAAGCCUGUGGGGGCUGGGGGUGCUAACUGGACCCCCAAGAAUGCAGGGAUGCCCGGGUCCACAGCCAUGGCUGGGUGGCUGCAGCUGCAUCCAGGAGGUCAGGGCUCCUGCCCCACCAAUUCGGAAGGGGGAGGGGCUCUUGCCUGUUCCCGUCUCCCGCUGGCUGCCCUGUCCCACCUGUGCCUCCCCUGCUACAGCAGCGGCUGCUCCAUAUGGGCCCCCACUGCCAUCACUACUACUGUCUCCCCAAAUGGAUCCCCCCAAAGAGCUUUUAGAGUUUUAUUCUUACCCCUUCUCUUCCCCUUUAUCUGCCCUUCACUGUCUGAAUCUGGGCUGUCUCACAUGAUAACCACUAGGCACAUGUGGCUAUUGAGCUCUUGAAAUGCUGCGAAUCUGAAUUGAGGUAGACUAUAAAUGUAAAAUACACACCAAAUUCUAAAUAUGAAGAAAAGAAUGUAAACUAUUUCAUACAUGUUUCAAUGUUGAUUACAUGUUUUACAUGGUGAUAUUUUGUGUAUAUUACGUUACAUAAAAUACAUUUUAAAAAUUAAGUUUACCUGUUUCUAUUUAUCUUUUAUGUGGCUACCAGAACAUUUAAAAUUACAUCUGUGGCUUGCAUUACAUUUCUUCUGGAGAACACUGGUCUAAAUUCGUGUGUGUGUGUGUGUGUGUGUGUGUGUGUGUGUGUGGUCCCUGUAUUCCCAACAUAGUGUCCUGUAAAAGGCCCCAGGAUUCAUCCAUCCCUUCCCUUCUCGCUUCCCUUCCUCUUUUUUUUUCUUCCCUUCUCUUUGCUUGCAAUGUGUCUGCUAAGUGAAUCUCUGGAGGAGAGAAUGUUAAAGCAUUUGAACGGUGACAAGAUUGCUCAGACAGAAGGUUUCUAGUGCUUUAUACCAGUCCAAAGAGUUAAGACGGUUGUGUUUUCUCUGAUUACAAGUGAACAGCAAACAUCUGUCGAGGAGUUUUUACAGGGUAUUUGUACUUUCACAUGAUCUAAUUUUACUAUCUUCAUAAGUAGUAUGAGGCUGGGCAUGGUGGCUAACGCCUGCAAUCCCAGUACCUUGGGAGGCUUUUGGGAGGCUGAGGCAGGUGGAUUACUUGAGGCCAGGAGUUUGAGACCAGCCUGGCCAACAUGGGGAAACCCUGUAUCUACUAAAAAUUAGUUGAGCAUGGUGGCACAGCCUAUAGUCCCAGCUGCUGCCCCUCUCCACUCCCGCCCCAGAGGUGGAGGUUGCAGUGAGUGGAGACUGUGCUGGAAAGGCAUUGCCUCAAUAGUGGGGGUAUGAUAAGGACUCCUAGAAGUUAAGCACUACUUUAGCUCCUCUUCUCUCCUUACUCCCUAGAAGAUUCAGUUGCUGGCGUGGCAUAUCUCUUUAAAAGUUCCUUAUGGGAUUCUAACAUCCUUUUCCCAAGUCUGCCCUGAAAAUGAGCUCUCUGGAGAAGGGUGGUGGUGCCAUGUAUCCUAAACUGCAUCAGAGUCCUUUGGGGAGAGAAAAUGUAGAUUCCUCAGCUGGCUGCUGCUGUGCUUUCCUAGGAAGGGGGAUGGGUUUACACCAGACAAGUCAAUCAGCAUAUUUGCCUGACUGGUGUGGUGGAGCCUGGGGUAAGUGGUAAUACGGUUUCCACUUUUUAAUUUUUUUAUUAUUAUUAUUGUUUUUGAGAUGGAGUCUCGUUCUGUUGUCCAGGCUGGAGUGCAGUGGCGCAAUCUCGGCUCACUGCAAGCUCCGCUUCCCAGGUUCAUGCCACUCUCCUGCAUCAGCCUCCCGAGCAGCCGGGACUACAGGCGCCUGCCACCAGGCCCGGCUAAUUUUUGUAUUUUUAAUAGAGACAGGGUUUCAUCUUGUUAGCCAGGAUGGUCUCGACCUCCUGACCUCGUGAUCCGCCUGCCUCGGCCUCCCAAAGUGCUGGGAUUGCAGGCCACUGCGCCUGGCCUGGUUUCCACUUUUGCAAAAUGCAGGCUGGCUCACCCAAACUGCUCAUGGGGGAUGUGAAGGCUGGGUGCAGCUGUUGGUGUAGGUUAAGGAUUGGGUGCGGGUAUUGUAUGAACACAUCUGGUCCUCCACUUCCCCCACCAGAACAUGAUGCUGGUUUGUUGUGUGUAAGGGGUCAUUCUUUCUUCUAGGGGUUAGCAAAAGGACAAAGGGUGGAGAGUAGCUACAGGUGUAGGUGCUGUGUAGGGUUUACAUCCUGGCUUCCCUUGUCAGCUGUGACUUUAUGCAGGUUACUUUAACCCUCUGUGCUUAGUUCCUUCAUCUGCAAGUGGAGAUAAUAAGGGUAGCCCCUGAAAGGGGUUGUGGGGAAAGUUGCAUGCAGUUCUUCGGAAGCAUCUGGCUGGCUAGUGAGCAUUGGGUAAUGGUCCAGCUGCUCUGCCAUGAUCAUUAGUGUUAUCUGACACUUCUGGUGAACUUCAGGCUAGGAUCUGCCAGGACGAUCUAAGCAGACUUAAUAGUUUUAGCAGAGAACAUCUGUGAGCCCCGCGGCAGGCUCUGGCUUGAAGAAGUUAGGACAGCUGAAGGUGGUGGAAGGAGGUGAAGAAGCUUGGAGACAGGGAGGCCACCUGCACUAUUUGCCAGUGGUUGUGCGUUUGCAGCUCUUUACAGGAUAUAUAAGCCCUUGUGAAGGACAGACGUUGUCACCAUGGAUUCCAAUAAGGCUUUCUUAGCCUGCCUCAGGAGGGAAUGACUGUCCUUGCAUUGAUAACUGAGCAGGACCCGGGGAAGAUCCUGUUGAGCUGGAGCCAGGCCAGUGUGUUGCCAAGGCCGUGGGGCUAGCCUUGGGGGCUGGGUUGGGCCUGGGAGCAACGGGAAGGAAGUGAAGUCAUUUUUCAGCUUUGUGUUAUCAGACCAUUGCCUAGAAGACAUAUUUCUGGUGGGAGCCUUGUUACCUGGUAACUCAUUCAACUUCUGAAUGCUGGCCUCUUGCCCUCAUCUUGUCUCCCCUCCUGCAGGAUCUCCCAGGGCCCUGGACUCUGGCUGGCAGGAGGCAGAAGCCUGGGCCGCUAGGAAGAGGGGAGUAGGAGCCUCAGGAUUGUCUUCUGCUCUGACUUCCCUUCAGUUUUCAAAAAAUCCUGGUGUGGUCUGGAAGAAUAGAGUUUAUUUUUCCUUCUAGUAAGGGUGUGAUCUUGGCUGGGGGCUUUUCAUGGGGUUGUCAUAUUUUAUCUACUUGUUUGCAUAUCGAGUUCAAUCUGGAUUUUUCUCUCAGCACUUCCGGCUCUCCUUUUGUUAGAAUAGUUUCAUAGAUUUAUUUUUUUUUAAAUGAGUAAUAGUACCAGUGUAUUUUUCUUUCUAGAAGGACCUUGCUAAACAUGUGUAAAAUAGGAGUAGAUAUGAAUAUUUGGAGAUUGGUGAAGUGAUAAGAAUGAGAAUACACAUGUUUGGCCGGGCGCAGUGGCUCAUGACUGUAAUCCCUGCACUUUGGGAGGCUGAGGCGGGCAGAUCACAUGAGGUUAGGAGUUUGAGACCAGCCUGGCCAACAUGGUGAAACCCUGGCUGUCCUUUAAAAAAAAAAUUAGCUGGUCAUGGUGGUGCACGCCUGUAACUCCAACUGCUUGGGAGGCUGAGGCAGGAGAAUUACUUGAAUCCAGGAAGUGGAGGUUGCAGUGAGUCGAGAUCACGCCACUGCAGUGCAGCCUGGGUGACAGAGCAGGACUCCAUGUCAAAAAAAAACAAAAACAAAAUACACCUGCUCUCCUUAAAGAAAUGGUUCUCCUUGCAGCUCACCAUGUAAUUUUCUUGUACUCAUGGUGUUAGGACCUUUUGCUGAAGACUGGCGGGUUGUCAGCUGAAACUCUGGGCCUGAUUUAGGGACUUCCCUUAAAGAAUAUGACCAGAAGGAGAUGGCAGUGAGGCAAGCAAGGAGUCCAAAGGUGUGUCUUUCUUUUCUAGUUGUUAGGGUUUUAAUGGAAUUAAAACCAUAUUUAGUAAAUGCUACUAAUUGAGCUGCUGACUAUGUACUGGGAACUUUAGGUAUAUUCUCUCAUUUAGUCCUUAGACGAAUCCUUUGAGGUUAUUGAUCUCCUUUUACCAUUGAGGGUAAUACAGCUAAGUGAUGAGUGACUUCACUAAGGUCCCACAGUUAGGAUCUGAACAGAGUUGGGAUUUCAACCCAGGUUCGUUCUGUCCUCCCAACCAUGUUAUUUCCACUGUGUUACAUUGUCCCCUUAAGGAGACUUACUGAUAUUAGGAGGAGGGGUAGAAAUAACAUGUUUGGGAUGCCUACUAUGCACCAGACAUGAUGCUAAGUGCUUCACCAUUAUUUCUUUAACACCAAUGACCAUGUGGGGUAGGUGCUGUUAUUACUGCAAUUUCACAGAAGAUGAAACCGAGGUUUAGAGAUGUUAAGUGCCUUGCAAACUGUGUAUUGAAGUGGGAUGACCUUAGUGGUCUGAGAAUCUACUGUUGGAAUAAUGAACUUAGGAGCAUGAAUAGAAACUGUAUUUUCAGUGGAUUGUCAAAUAUUUGUGGAGUGUCGGUGUUGCUGAAGAUUCUGUGUCUGAAAUACUCUUCAGAGACACCAAGAAGUGUAAGACGUGCCCUGCUCUUGAGGAGUUGACAGUCUGCUUAGGAGAGUUACUACACCCAGGAAGGAAAGUUUCCCAGAGGAGAUGUUUGAGUUAUGCAAGGGUAAGGUGGGCUUGGAAGGGGGAUGUAUUGGGGACAGGGAAAAUAACCUAGCUACGAUAUGGAGAAAAGGUAGAUUUCUUAGUUAGAGCAGACCUUCCUGAUUCUGGAGGGCCUUGGGGGCCAGGGUUUGAUCUUAGAGAUGUUGGUACCUAAGACGCCUUAUUGAAGGCCCUGCUUUUAGUGAGUAGGGGCUGGAGUAAGGGUGUUCCGGACGGUUCACCUGGCAGGUGUGCAGGAUGAAAUCAGGGGAGGGGCAUGAGGAUGGAGAAAGGCCCACCAGGUUAGAAAGCUGGUGUAAGCUACUGAGUAGGAGACAGUUAAGACAGGGACGCUUGUCAGAGUUAGCAAUUCGACUGGCUGUGGUUCUUAAGCAAAGGUGAGUAAUGUUGAGAAAAAAGGCAGACAUCUUACUGAUGUGAUUGAGUUGGAUGCUCAGAGGAGAGAGGUACAUUUGUCCAGGACUGGAUGAUUGUCAGAGGCUCUAAGAGGAACAUGUGAGUUUAUUUUCCCCCAGAAGGAUGGAUUUGCAUUUGUUAUUAGAAAAUUCUCCACUUUGGUUUCUUGUCUUAGCUCUACACAGUUCCCAUUCAUUACCUUAACAUUGUACUGAGAGAGACCCAGGUCUGACCUGUAUAGCAGUUUGAGUCGAGGGGCUGUCAAAGGGGUUGCCAAAGUCAUCUAAAGGACUUGGCAACAGAAGUAGCAUUAUGACUUGGAUCCACUUCUUUAUAGACCAAUAUUGGCAGCCAUGAAGGCUGGCUUGUCCUGGGUGCGGAAUUCAGUUUUAGUGGCUGAAUGCACAGACAGCAGGAAGAGAGAAUAGGGGACAAUGAACAACAGAGAGAGAAGAAAUGCAGUGUGUAGGGAACCUGCAGGUGGUAACAGUUGAAACUCAUAUCAAUGAUCUUGCCUAUUUACCACUCCAUGUGCCUCACUCUGGCUGUUCUAAUCCAGCAGUAACCAGUAUUGUAUUCUAGGGUCCUUCCCCAAAUUGGAGCUACCCCCAGAAUUUCUCAGGCUUUUAAUUCCUGAAAAUCUUUUAAACUAAAACUUCUAGGUCAGUUGUCCCCAGGGGAACUGAGGCUGUUUUCUAGCCUGCUGUCAUUGUCAGCAAAAGCUUGUCUACAUGCUAAUUAUUCCAACUUUCAGUGAAGCAAUUCAGUGAGUGAUCAGUAGGAAAUAAGCUUUGAGAGUUGGUUGGUUUCCUAGCAUUGUCCUCUUUAAUAAAUAGAAAUGAGACCAAAUUUGGGGACCUCAUCUUGCCAAGGAAGAAUUGUAGAGGUUAACCUCUCAUGUGGAGAGGGCCUUGAUUAGGAUGCACCUCAGAGGUGGGCCUGUGUGGGUGGUUCUGCUUGUCUGUGGGGCUUGCUCUUGGGUGCUUCCUGAGGUGUGGUUGCACAGGGUGGUUAUUCCUGAAUGCAAGGGCUUACUAUGAUUUUCUCUUAGUGCCUCUCAUUUCUGAUGCUUUCUGUCCUAUGAGGUCAGUCUACUUACUAGUUAGUAUUCUAUAUUAAUAAGUAUGCCAAAUGACUUAACUCCUCCAGAAAUGUUAUUCGUUAAAAGAUGAGAUGUGCUGAGACAAGAGGAUCGCUUGAGUCCGGAAGGUUGAGGCUGUUGUGUGCUAUAAUUGGGCCUGUGAAUAGCCACUCUGUUCCAGCCUGGGCAACAUAGUGACACCCGUCUCAAAAAAAAAAAACCAAACCAAACAAAGCAAAACAAAACAACAACAACAAAAAAACAAAACAAACGUGAGUAUGGCCACAUUUAGCCUGACAGUCCCUUAAUUCUGUGGUAAGGAGGCUGUGUCCUCCAGCACGGUGUUGGUAGGGUAUAAGAUGAAAAGAUGCUGCCCUGAGAUAACUCUCCACCAGGGCUGUGUGGUAGAACUUUCUGUGGUGAUGGAAGUGUUCUGUAUCUGUGCUAUCCAGUAUGGUAGCCAUUAGUCAACUGGCUUUUGAGCACUUAAAAUAUGGCUAGAGCAUCUGAGGAAUGAAAUCUUAAAAUUUUCUUUAGGUUGAAAUAACCACACGUCAUAAGUGGCUUCCUUGGUGGGCAUCGCUGCUCUAGCUGAUGGCCAGAGAUGACUGAUUGCUCUAUUUAGCCACAGAGCUAGGAUGUAAGUCCUAGUGGGGCUGGCUCAUUUGUGAGUGGAGAUUUAAGACAUGGAUACUCUAAUGCACAUUAGAAAAUUUAAUAUAUUGCAUGGGAUUGUGAGGUUGUUUCAUGUUGGAAUUCAAAGAAGACUUUGGUGAGUUGGAGCUGGAAGUGGGAAGGGAAGUUUUUUUUAGAGGAAGAUGGCAUGCUCAUAGCAUUCAGGUCUUCUAAAAAAAUUAUCCAGGGCCGGGCGCGGUGGCUCAUGCCUGUAAUCUCAGCACUUUGGGAAGCUGAGGCAGGUGGAUCAUGAGGUCAGGAGAUCGACACCAUCCUGGCUAACAGGGUGAAACCCCAUCUCUCCUAAAAAUACAAAAAAUUAGCCAGUCAUGGUGGCGGGCGCCUGUAGUCCCAGCUACUCGGGAGGCUGAGGCAGGAGAAUGGCGUGAACCCGGGAGGCGGAGCUUGCAGUGAGCUGAGAUGGUGCCACUGCACUCCAGCCUGGGCGACAGAGCGAAACUCUGUCUCAAAAAAAAAAAAUUCUAGGGAGCCAGCAAUGUUCUGUAACUCAUGUUCUAGGGAAGCAGUGUGAUAUGGAAGACUCCAGGCUUGGGAGCCUGGCAGAUGUGUGUUAAGAUGGGGAUCAACUAUGCAAGAUAGUUAGCUUUCUGAAUCUCAGUUUCUUCUCCUGUAAGGUAUGAAAAAUAGUACCUCAAAGAGGUACAGCUAUGUUUGAUAACUUGCCUGAGGCUCCUAGUGUCUCGGCACAUAGCAGGUUCUCACUAUAGGCAUUAUUAAGGGGAAUAGGAUUGGCAUGUAGACACAAAGGUCCCUGAAGAUCUAAAACUGCAUAAGACUGGGUUCUUGCUCCUUUCCUUCAUAGCCUCUGAUGAGGGAGACUGUCUUUUCACACGUAUUGAGCCAGGAGUGCUGAGAUGAUCGCAGAGACAGUUGAGAGAAGACAAGGAGAAAGGUGUGAAGAGCCUGAGUGAUACACAGAGGGACCCUUGGAAAUGUAAGAACUAUAGUGUGAUAAAUCAUGUCUCUGGUCAACAGUAAGGGCACAAGUUUAUUCGUGCAUAGUGCAGUCUUCAGAAUUCUGACUUUUAUUCUCUUCCUCUCCCCGAGGAGUAUUAAAACUGGAGUUUACAGCUUAAACAUUCUGGGUUUCUGGGCAUUUAUUUACAUCACACCUUGGACACUUUCUGGAGCCAAUUCCAUUGUUUCCUUAUGUGGGCUUUCUGUUGACUUGAACACAUGAGGUCGAUUUAGUAUAUUACAAGAACUGAACUUCAUCUUUCAGACAUUAAUGUUGCCUUUCUUGUCUGGCAUUAAGUGCGAGAUUAAUCAAAAACAAGGGAAAUUAAUAACAUGUUGGUAUUCACAAUUCAUCAGGAGACCUCAUAGCAGGUAUGAAAUUAACUUCUCUGAAUUAAUACACACCUCAACAAAUUAAAGGUAUAAAAAAGGUUUUAUUUAAUAUUUAGGAAAUGUCUCUGAAUGUUUCCUACUUUGGUAAUUAGUUAAGUUAGAUGUUGGGUGGUGAUGGGACAAUGCACAAUAGAUGAGGUCACCUCAGGACCCGUAGAAAGCUUUAAAUCAACUGUUUUUUUUCUUUAUAGGGAAUUCACUUAGAUAAAUGAGAUAAAACCAGAUGGUUGAUACAGACUUGUCUCUUGUCAAUUGAAAAAGGUUUGCCCAAAGACUUGCAGUUUUGAUCUCUAUUAACUACAAAUUUGAUCCUGGGUUCUGUGUUUCCUUGUUAUGACAUAUGGUAAGAUGGGUCUCAAAGGAUACAUUACGAGGAACACAUUAUGGAAACUAACAGGGAGUUAUAAGUCUCUAUUACAACAUUAGCUGAGGUUGAUAAAGGACAAGCUUUUGUUACUGAUUUGUUCCUGUAAUUACAUCAGAAAUAACAGGCAGCAGUCACCUUCCAUUAGGGGCGGGAGGGAAGGAUCCUUACUAUUUAAGUGAUCACAUAAGGUGCUGAAUGAAUCAUCCUCAGCCUCAUCAUGAGGAAUUAAAAAUAGAACAGUUGACAUCAUCCUAUAGCAGGUUUCUAAGGGACAGAAAAAUGCCAGAUAGUUUAAGGAAAAGAGCUGUCUGAAGUAAUGGCCCAGCCCACAUGUUUACAGCGUGUUGGCAGUGGUUCUCCAACUUCAGCAUGCAUCCAAGAAUCACCUGGAGGCCUUGUUAAAACAGCGCUGGCCCCAUCCCAGAGUUUCCGAUUGAGUGGGCCUGUGGCAGGGUCUUAGAUUUUUGCAUUCAUACCUUCCCAGGUGAUGAUGUUGCCGGUUCGGGGUCUACACUUUGAGAACCACUGCGCUAAAGGAAAGAAACACAAGUAGCUUGGGGAUGGUUUAGAAAACAGAAUUUUAAGAUUAAUACCCUGGUGCUUGUUAAAAUUUUGAUGACAAUACCAAAUUUCAUUUGUUAUGGUGUGCAAGUCUUGUAAAGGGAAUCUGUUCUUUGUGAUACUGCAAAUGAACAUUAAAAAUGGUUGCAAACCUACAUAAGUGGUCUCCCAGCAUGGUUUCAUCAUGUCUUGGUUAAAAUUUUGGAUAAGCUUUGGCUACAACUAUUAUCUCUGUAAUCCAAGUUAGUGAUGGAUUCAGAAGUUUGGCUAUUUUUUUCUCAACUGUAAAUCAAACAUGCUGUACCUGGGGACCAUUUGUAGGACAGCAGUCAUUUUAACUAAGGGCAUUCCAAGUUGCAAGCCAUUAAAUCAUCCUUGUCACACCUGUCUGACAAAGUAGCUAUCAGCAAAAUAACUGUCAGGUAGCAUCAGGCACCACCUGCUCCUAUGGUUCCAGGCUUCGCAGUGGUUCUAGAACUGCCUGUUUAUAAUCCUAUUAAUUUAUUGUUGCAUUAAAGCAACAGCAACCAGAGUAAUCAUAAUUGCUAACAUUUGUGGAAGGCGCACUGACCCUGGUGCCACACACAGACUGUGUCUCCCUUGCCUUGGCUGUGAAUCCCCAUUUUCAUAAUGAGGCCCCAUGACGACCUCUGUUUUAGACACAAAAAGAUGGGGGGUUGGAGAUCACUUGGUUGCUGUCACACAGUUUGACAGCUGGAGCUUUGUAUUUGAGCCCAGGCAGUAUUAGUGAGUUGGGACAGAUUUUGAUUUUAUUGUAUUUGGGGGACACUUUUCAUGGAGACUUGAUGAGAGGCCUCAUUGAAAUGGAAAGAUGAGAGAAAGUUUUGAGUUGAGUGAAUCUAAACCUAUUUAAGGUUACCAUUUAAUAUGUUCUGGCGUCAAAGACCAACCUAGAUCUAUGAAACUGGGCUUCACAGUAUGGUGAAUUUAGCUGCUCUGCCCAUGUGGAUGAAAGCCACGUGAAGCUAGUAUUGUAAUUGUAGGGCUCUUUUCUAUGUGAUUAUCUGAUGCAUGACAAGGAAGAUUGAAAGACUUAAAGUUUAUAAAUGUGGUCAUGAUUUGUUUCUAGUGCAUAUCAGUUGGUCUUAUUUGAAAUACUUUCUCUAGGCAUAAAGGAGUUUAAGGCAGAACCAUAGACACUCUUUACUUUGAUGUUCUCAGCCACCUUUGUCUUAGAUGUGGAAAAAGAUAGGGAAAUCCGUGGUUGUUUUUGGUAUUCAGGAUUCUGAGAUUCUUCUACUGGGAGAGACGUCGUCCAUAGGGAAUAAGAGAAAGAAAUGCUUGAGGUUGACCCCUUGAGAAGGGAUCAACCUGACAGGUUCCAGUGCUGAGGGUCAUAAGUGGGUGGGGAGAUGUGAGACCUGCAGGUCUGGAAUUGCCCACCUUUGUCCUGUGCCAUUGGAUCCUGGGUGGGCACCACACAGCUGGGCCCCCUGCACCUGUAUUGGCUUGUCAUGGCUUACCUUUAGAAAUACUUUGGGGGAGGGCAAAGAGACAAUGCAGGUUUCUGGUAGAAUGCUGUGGUAGAGUAAGAAUGUAUCAAGUAGGUUAUUUUGUUUGUAGGGCAUUUAUAACUUUCAUCCAAAAAAUAAAAUGAAAGGAAUAAAUGUUGGUUGAAAAUGGGAUUUCAAGGCCGGGCGCAGUGGCUUAUGCCUGUAAUCCCAGCACUUUGGGAGGCCGAGGCAGGAGGCUCACUUGAGCUUAGGGGUUUGAGACCAGCCUGGGCAAUAUAGUGAAACCUCAUCUCCAUAAUUUAAAAAUACACACACACACACACACACACACAGACACACACACACACACACACACACACAUAUAUAAAAGAUUGAAUUGUACUUCCAUGAUAUCCAUCUACAAAUGCUUUCACAGCUGAGUUAUAAUUAAGAAAGGGAAGAAAAUUACAGCAUAAUCCCAAGAAGAAAUUGAGGGAGCCAAUUAAUCUCCAAAAAUUACUUUGGGUGAAAUCUUGAUGAAUGCUGUGGUGGUAUACAGCACCUGAUGUGAAAAUCAGGAAGGAGAAAGGACUUCUUCAAUAUUUUCUUUAUCUAUAGACACAGCUUGAAAUGUCUAUAAAUUUCUAUUAAUGUUAUGUACUUGGCUCUGCAGGAAAUGAUAUUUAAGAUUAGUUGAAAAAAAGGUUUUGCUGAUGGUAGAAUUUAAGGGCCUUUUGGUUUCUUGGUGACCAGGUGUUUUGCAAAUGAACAGAGAGCCAAGGGUGGCGCAGUAGUUUUCAGGUGACUCAGGAGGUAGCUUGUCUGAUUCUUAAGGUAAAAUCGAGAUUUGAAAGCAUUGGUGAAGUAAAGGAUAAUAAACUACUUCUUUAUAUCAUGAACUUUUUUUUGAAUCUUACAGUUUCAUUACUGGUAUGAUUCAUAAGUCACCUGCCACCCAUGGACAGUACUCAUAAGGAAAAUUGCCAUAUGAUGCACCAACUAGGUGUUUAUGAAAACAUAAAAGAUUAAAAGCACUGAAACUAAGUUGGUAUCAUUUAGGCCCGAGGCAUGUGGGUAUAUAUUCCAUUAGCCUACACCACUACUCAUGAAUGAAGUGCUCUUGAUCUGACCAAGAUGCUGAGGAUUGUUUUCUAGAAACAAAUCUUGACUGCACUUACUAGAGUUACAGCUUUUUCCGUAUCACGAUAAUCCAUUUUCAAAACCCAUUCCUUCACCUCAAGGCUGUCUCAGACACAUGCUAGUUUAAAAGGGGUCACUGGCGUGGAAUCAAUUCUUUCCAACUGUCCAUCCUUUAGUAAACAUUUAUUGAGCCCAGACUGUUUCAUAGAGAUGGUGGAUUUGUAAUGACUGUGGGUUGAGCCUGUUCUCCUAAGUUGCCCAAGUGUACAAACCUCUGUUACUGCUCAGGGCUUGUUGACACAGACAAAAAUGCUAAUACUUUAUGCGGUUUGCAGGAAUUGGCUUCGUUUGGAUUAAAAAUAAUGAAACUCUUCCAGAAACUUUUCAGAUGAUUAUACAGUAUGCUCUUCCAUGAAGUCCUUAAGAAUAAGUUAGUAUUAAGACAACAGUCAGCUUGAAGGUGGAUCUGUCCCUCCCUCCCUUACUGAGGUCUUUCUCAGUUUUACAAUUUUCUGCUCAUACAGUCCAUGAACAUCAGAAACAUACUAUACAUGUCUUUUAAUGGACAUAUUUUUCCCUGGUUUCUUUUUUAUAAAGGAGUUUUGUAGAGGGAAAAUAGCCAAUCAGAAGCACAUAGUAGAUAUAGAUCUCUACUCUUUUUUUUUUUUCUUUUUUUUGAGACGGAAUAUUGCUCUGUCACCCAGGCUGGAGUGCAAUGGUGCAAUUUCGGCUCACUGUAACCUCUGCCUCCUGGGUCCAAGUGAUUUCUCAUGCCUCAGCCUCCCUGAGUAACUGGGAUUACAGGCACGUACCAUCACACCAAGCUAAUUUUUGUAUUUUUAGUAGAGAUAGGGUUUUGCCAUGUUGGCCAGGCUGGUUUUAAACUCCUGACCUCAGGUGAUCUGCCUGCCUUAGCCUCCCAAAGUGCUGGGAUUCCAUGCAUGAGCCACUGUGUCCGGCCGAGAUAUAUUUCCAAAAUGGCUUUUUAUUGCUUCUUUUGGUUUUAUUCUUCAGGGAGAAACAGCUACAAGGAAUCUAUUUGAAAAAACAGGCUUGUAAUUGAAUUGGGUUUAUUUCAUACUAUAAACUCCUGAGUUUUUUUUGUAAUGGUGCUAUUUUUAAAAUUGUGCAUAUAUAUUUGGGACUGUGUGUAUAUAUUAAUGUAGGCUAGUCCGGAAAGCAUUAGGAUUGGUAAGAGCUUUGGUUUAAUGCCUCCUGAGACCUGGGACAAGAAGCAGUUUUGUGCAGAGGCUCUGUCUUUGCCAAGUGUCACCUUACUCCCGCUGAACUAAUAAUGGAUGGAUUUGGAUCCUAACAAGUGAGAUAAUAAUUUUUAGACAAAUGCCUCUGGGUGUCGAAGUGAUAGGGCCGCCCACCUAGCUAUUUUUAAGUAUCUUUUUUUGGGAGACGAUCUUAAAGGCAGUUGGGCUCCAAAAAAACGGAGAACCAAAGUUCAUACAAUCUCUUUGUCAGCCUGUUUGCAAUGGAUCAAGUCCUUUAAGAGGAGGAACUUAAAACCGUCCUUGUCCUUGUGAUUUCAGAAGUGAUUCCUAUUCUAAAGUGGACAUUGGAGGAGGCUCUGUUAAGCCAUGUAAGUACUAUAGUAAGCAGAUACUCACCUGGGCUAAGCAGAGAGCUGGGGUAUUUGCUCUUGUCGGGGAGAGGGCCAAGUUAUGUAGAGUAGUCCCAUGUUAUGCUUUGGGGCCAUCAAAAUACACUUUGGCACUCUGGUCCCAAAGAGCAAGGGGGUGGCUCUCUUGGUACCACCCAUAAUCCUGAGGGGACAUCUCUGGCUAUCUGGUGAAGGCCUGGUAGAAUUUUUUCAGAGUAAUUGGACAAGAUUAUUUUAUGUGUAUAGAAUUAGUGAAGUGACUGGAGCAGAAGGCUAUUUUUUACUUCAUUCAAUCAUUAUCAGUACAAAUUUAUUGAGCUUGACCAUGGCCACUUAAUUCUUAUGUAGAAAGGCUGGCCCUUUAGAGCAGCCCAACCUGGGCCCAGCACACACAUCAUCAUGGUGUCAGUGGAAGGAAGCCCACUGAACUGGAGCGUGUGACUCCUAAGGACAGUAUAGUCUCUGAACUGUGUCUGUAUUGAGGAACCAUUGCUCCAAGAUGUGUAUUUUCUUAAGUCCUCAAUUCUGAGCAUAUUUUAUGGAGGAAGGAAUUUCCUAAGUACUCCCUUUUUUUUUUUUAAUUAAUUAUUUUUCAGAUGGAGUCUUGCUCUGUCUCCCAGGCUGGAGUGCAGUGGCACGAUCUCAGCUCACUGCAAGCUCCGCCUCCUUGGUUCAUGCCAUUCUCCUGCAUCAGCCUCCCAAGUAGCUGGGACUGCAGGUGCCCACCACCACGCCCAGCUAAUUUUUUGUAUUUUUAGUAGAGACGGGUUUUCACCGUGUUAGCCAGGAUGGUCUCGAUCUCCUGACCUCGUGAUUCUCCCGCCUCGACCUCCCAAAGUGCUGGGAUUACAGGUGUGAGCCACCAUGCCCAGCCAGUACUUCUUAUUUUACCCAUCUGAAUUGUUUGUAGCACUUAAACCCACUGCCUAAGGGGCAGACCCUUGAGAAGUUAGCUUGGUAAAUCAGAUGUUCACCUUGGAGCAGAACAUUUAUAUUUCACAGGCUGAUAGGAAUUGGGUGUCAAGGUUAUGGGGUCAACAGAAUGAAACAUUAAACAUUCCUAAUUCUUGUUUCUUUUAUGUAUGUGGGUCUUUGAACACACUUUGUCUCUGACAACAUCACAGGAGGAAAAACACCCCAGCAUCCCACAACUAGAUGAAUGUCUUGACGUGAAUAAAAGCAUUAACGUUAGAGCUAGGAAAUCGUGUGACCACAUGAUUUCUAUCUAAGGCUUCUCUCUAGCUGUCACCUUGAGAGUUUGUCCCACUGGGAGAAACCGGAGAAACAGAAAAUAUGUCCUUUGGAAACUCAAAGGGAUUUUUAAUCUCUAAAAACAUGAGAUUUUUGUCUCAAAUACAAGCAUAUUUAAUCCAUCCUUUCAUGUCCCCCAUAUAUACAUCCCACACCCUGCUUAAUAGGAAUGUGACUUCAUUUUAGGGACUGGACAACUGAACAAUCUGUCUUCCAGGGUCUGUUUCCCCUGAAACUGGUUUAGUGCUGCCAGGUAGGGAAGUCUGCUCUUCAAGGGUUGCCAGGUGGGGCAGCUGGGGAUAGUAGGCUGGCACUGGGGAGGGUGGAGCUGGGUCUGUCAGCCCUGCCACCCAUUGCUGUGGUUUAUGCUCUGGGAAAGAUGGUCAUCUUCCUGCAUGUACUGUGCUGCGAUUCUCACGCCAGUAUCUGCACCCCCUUGUUCUCAGCUCUGCACCAUGUGGGUUUGACAGCCUUCAUGAGGCAGGCAGACGUGUUGGCGUCAUGUGGGACUCCUCGGCUGUGUCUUUCUGCCACUAAAUAUGUUGUCGCUUUCCCCCUCCAGCAUGUCAUAUACCUAGCUGCCUUUGGAGAGGCCUCUUGGCGCUCUCAGGAAUAACUACCGAAAGAGCAGCUGUCUGUCAGCCUCCUCCAGAGCCGUCGGCUUGGGCUGUUGUCAACCUGUUGUUGGAGGAGUUCCCAGAGCAGCAGACUUAACUGCCAUUGACAUUUAUAACUCGAAAGCCAUAUCACAGAUGACUUUACAUUCUUUGUAAUCCUUUAAAUAGCCUUCAGCGUAUAAAGCACGUGGCCUCUACACGCUUUCUCCACCUUAGAGAGUGAGGAAAUAGUUGGAUCAUCCUGAAGGUGGUGAAGUGGCUCACUGUUCUCCCCCACCCAGGUUAUAAAUCAUCAUCUCUCUUCUGACUUAGGUAGGAAGAAGUUGUCCUGGCUUUAUGCUUAGAUUUAUGUGAGAUCAUACGAAGUCAGUUUAGACUGGGGAAGAGCAUUAGCUUCUAAGCCCAAAUGAGCCUUUACCUCUAGCAGCCACAGAGCCUGUGAUAAGAGGGUGUCCCUGGGAAUUGGAUGUCAGGAAACGUUUCUCACAUGGCCAGUGGAUCUUGUGUCUGGUCAUUUAUGUCCUAGUUUCUAAGACAGCCUGUUUUUACAUCUCAUUUCUUAAGACAUAACUGGAAGAGAAAGAUGCCAUGUUCCUGGUACAAGUAAAAAUGAAAGCCACCUCAGUGGAUCUGAGAAACACAUACUGCCAAAGAAAGUAGAGAAAGGGCAGAAUUGGAAUGGAUUUAGUUACUGUGGGUCUGUCUAGACAUUAUUUGAGGGCUAGCGCUGGCUUCACUCACCUCUAUGCCAUGCGUGGCUAGUGCCAGUGGCUGGCACAUAGCAGCAUAUGAGCUGAAUGAGUAUAAAGCAGUCUAAUUUUUAGGCAGUAAAAGUUUUGUUUCAUUUUAUUUUUACCUGGGUAGCACAGACAUUGAAAUGUGUUAAUCAACAAAUGCAGAGUAUGAGAUUAAAAACUAAUGACAUUUUCCUGUUGGCAUCAAAGACGAAUAAUUUGAGACAAGUCAUGGGAACUAGAUGGCAAGUCUUAAACAUGAUAAAAUAAAGCACCUUCAUUGUCUCUGCUCAGAUUUCUUCCUGUGCUUCCCAGGAUGUUGGUCAGUCAUAUCUUAUAAAAGGCCAAUGCCUGAUCUUGGCUGGGGUGCAUAGCUUGCCUAGCGUUGGGCAGAAAUAGGCCUCUUGAGCCGCUUGAUGGUGACCAUGGGCUUUGGCAAGAUUGUUAGCUGAGGAAUGUUGUCACCUCUUCUGGGUGCUUUGCCUGUGAUGCAUGUCAGUAUCUCAUCUCAGUCCUCAUUCUCAGAGCCUGGGAAGUGGCUCAGAAUCCCCACGGUUGCACUCUAGAUACCACUGCCCAUUGACAGAGUGGCGAGGUGGGUGAAACCUUGCUUUCCUCCUGGCCCAUGGGCAGGGUGGGGCUGUGGGCCAGCCCAUAUCUCCCUACCAGGGAGUAUGUGUCCGGGUGUGUGGAGCAGCAGAGCAGUGUUCCUUCACCUGCAGUGUCCAGUUCUGCUGCAUCUAAUCAGGAUUCUGGUUCAUGGCAAGAGAUUUUCAUGUUUCUUUGUCUUUCCCUAGAAAAUGUCUAAAUAUUUUAAAUAUUUCAAAUAUCCACACAAGUACAGAGAGUGAAUAGGGCAGGCUCUUAUGUACCUACCCCUCCAUAUUCCCUGCCUUUCUGAUCUUGCUGCUAAUAUGUCUUAUUAACUUUGGAAGAUAUUUGCUUUGGCUUGUGUUAAAAUUACUGUUAUUUUGUCCCUGGAAGUUCUGAAAUGUGUGGUUGGCCUGGGACUCAGACCCAUCAGGAACUCUAGUGUACCUCCUGUCUGAGGAAGGUUGGCACUACCUGGAUCCACCCUUAGCUACGGGUUCCUUUGUUGUUAGGUCACUGCCAUCUAUUUCCCCUCUUAAUUCAGUUUCAAGGAGCCAUGAGUGUGUGAGAGAGAAUCCCCUUCCUCUUUCCUCCCUCCUCUUCCGGCUAGUUCAGGACUCCCCUGUGAUGGGGUAAUUCAGUGGGUCCCACUUGGCGGAGCUGAUGCUGUCUCCACAUCCUGUUCCCUUCCCAUAAUACUUCAUCAUAGUUGAUGCCACUUUGUGAAUAAUUUCUCUUUUCUCUCCAAGCCAGGUUUGGGAUUUCUCCAUGUGUGUCCACCUCCCUGGAAGAAAGGGGUGGAGGCCGCUUUACUUUGUCUUUGGGGUUGAGAGUGAUGGAUAGAUGGCAUCUGUCAGGCAGGUGGAGGUGCUUCCUCAGGUUAAUUAAUGUGGGUAGGACCCACAGACAGGUUUCUCCUUCUUUCUUUUAACUGGCUAUUUUCUGGGAGCAGGGUCCUGGAUUAUUUUAUGAUAGCUUACAAUCAUGUUGUUUUAUGACUAGUCAUCCAUUUAACUGUUUGUUUUGGCCAGAUCCUCAGGAUGGCUUAUAGGAAUUGGUGCCCAUGGCUAGCACGUUGGAGGGGCUGGGGAAGGUUAAGACUACUGUUUACAGAGAGAGGUACCACCUUGAGAGGAAGGCUGAAGGGGGUUGCUGGGCCAGAACAUGGAGGAGAGCCUCCUGAGAGUAAAGCAGGAAGGAUUGGGAAGGGGGUGUGGAGGCCUUGGGAAUUGGCUGAAGAGUUUUGGGACUCUGGGAAGGAGGAAAAAUAGUUCUUAAAAAUUCUAGGCUGGACACAGUGGUUCACGCCUGUAAUCCCAGCACUUUGGGAGGCCGGGGUGGGGUGGAUUGCGAGGUCAGGAGUUCGAGAACAGCCUGGCCAACGUGGUGAAACCCCUUCUCUGUUAAAAAUACAAAAAUUACCUGGGUGUGCUGGCAUAUGCCUGUAAUUCUAGCUACUCAGGGAGGCUGAGGCAGGAGAAUCGCUUGAACCCAGGAAACGGAGGUUGCAGUGAGCCGAGAUCACACCACUGCACUCCAGCCUGGGUGACAGAGGGAGACUCUGUCUUAAAAAAAAAAAAAAAAAAAAAAAUUCUAAACCAUCAAGAACUGAUAAGAAUAAACGACUAGAAAAAUGACAUUUAAAAAGUCUAUAAUACAAGCCCCUAAUUUUAUUAGAUUCAAAGACAUAAUAUUACCUUAGCAAAUUGCUAUAAAAGUUUCUAGAACACUUACACUCAAUUUCAGUAUUGAUCAUAGAGCAGAAACAAAUACUUGGUGGACUGGCAGUGUGCUGCAGGCUCCCCUUGGAGUGGCACUGACCUUUGAGAGGUGGGUCUCAGCUCUUUUCUGCCUUUGGAUGCCUGGAGGCCCACCUUGACCUCCAAGGGUCUUGGUUUUUAGGCUAUAGGAUGAAAGUGGUGGUUUAACAGGUCACUGGUCUCCCGACAGGACAUGUGGGACCAGGAACAGGUGCUUGUUUCUGAGCCUUUGCCCAAGUGGGUUCCCCUUAGGGCUCCUUCUGGAAGGGACAUGCUGCAGUUAUCUCAUAUACCCCCUCAGCCACCAUGACCAGAUAUCUGACCCACUCAUUUGAAAGGCACGUGUCCUGUGAUAGGGACCUCCUGUAACAAAUGAACCCGUGUGUGUGUGUGUGUGUAUGUAUCUCUAUUUAUAGUAAUCUUGCAUCUAGUGUAAGUUUUUUCUUGUUCAUAGUUUUAGGUUGAUAAACAGUUCUAUGGGAUGGGAGGGAAUGACCUCUUUAAAGAACUUCUGUAGCAACCCAGGCUUUAGGCCUUGACUUUUUGAAAACAGGUUCUCUAGGUCAUCCUGCUGUAACUGUCAUUCCAGCCCACAGGCCUGGGGGGAUCUGAUGGAGGAGCCAGCAUGGAGGUUUUUAGGGCCGGGUCUGGCUGUGGUUAGCGUCACUUUCUACUCGCAUUCCAUUGCCAAGAACACAGUCACCUGGUCACCCCUGGCAGGGAAGCGAGGUCCAGCUGUGUGCCCAGGAAGAUGACAAGAGUGCGGAUUUCAGCAAUGGGAAAACAGUAAGAGGCAGACCAACAGUGAUCCAGGGCUCUGAAAGCUAAUUGCUUCAAGAUCCUGCUACCAUUUUCUUUUGGGCCGCUUGCAAAGAAGAAUCCUUUGACUGAAGCAUCAGAAUGGAAGUGAGGAAAGGCAACCAGCUGACACAGGAGCCAGAGUGAGACCAGCAGACUCUCACACUCAACCUACACCAUGAAUUUGUGUCUAUCUUCUACGCGUUAAGAGCCAAGGACAGGUGAAGUUGCCAGAGAGCAAUGGCUCUCUUCACUCCGUGGAAGUUGUCCUCUCAGAAGCUGGGCUUUUUCCUGGUGACUUUUGGCUUCAUUUGGGGUAUGAUGCUUCUGCACUUUACCAUCCAGCAGCGAACUCAGCCUGAAAGCAGCUCCAUGCUGCGCGAGCAGAUCCUGGACCUCAGCAAAAGGUACAUCAAGGCACUGGCAGAAGAAAACAGGAAUGUGGUGGAUGGGCCAUACGCUGGAGUCAUGACAGCUUAUGAUCUGAAGAAAACCCUUGCUGUGUUAUUAGAUAACAUUUUGCAGCGCAUUGGCAAGUUGGAGUCGAAGGUGGACAAUCUUGUUGUCAAUGGCACCGGAACAAACUCAACCAACUCCACUACAGCUGUUCCCAGCUUGGUUGCACUUGAGAAAAUUAAUGUGGCAGAUAUCAUUAACGGAGCUCAAGAAAAAUGUGUAUUGCCUCCUAUGGACGGCUACCCUCACUGUGAGGGAAAGAUCAAGUGGAUGAAAGACAUGUGGCGUUCAGAUCCCUGCUACGCAGACUAUGGAGUGGAUGGAUCCACCUGCUCUUUUUUUAUUUACCUCAGUGAGGUUGAAAAUUGGUGUCCUCAUUUACCUUGGAGAGCAAAAAAUCCCUACGAAGAAGCUGAUCAUAAUUCAUUGGCGGAAAUUCGUACAGAUUUUAAUAUUCUCUACAGUAUGAUGAAAAAGCAUGAAGAAUUCCGGUGGAUGAGACUACGGAUCCGGCGAAUGGCUGACGCAUGGAUCCAAGCAAUCAAGUCCCUGGCAGAAAAGCAGAACCUUGAAAAGAGAAAGCGGAAGAAAGUCCUCGUUCACCUGGGACUCCUGACCAAGGAAUCUGGAUUUAAGAUUGCAGAGACAGCUUUCAGUGGUGGCCCUCUUGGUGAAUUAGUUCAAUGGAGUGAUUUAAUUACAUCUCUGUACUUACUGGGCCAUGACAUUAGGAUUUCAGCUUCACUGGCUGAGCUCAAGGAAAUCAUGAAGAAGGUUGUAGGAAACCGAUCUGGCUGCCCAACUGUAGGAGACAGAAUUGUUGAGCUCAUUUACAUUGAUAUUGUAGGACUUGCUCAAUUCAAGAAAACUCUUGGACCAUCCUGGGUUCAUUACCAGUGCAUGCUCCGAGUCCUUGAUUCAUUUGGUACUGAACCCGAAUUUAAUCAUGCAAAUUAUGCCCAAUCGAAAGGCCACAAGACCCCUUGGGGAAAAUGGAAUCUGAACCCUCAGCAGUUUUAUACCAUGUUCCCUCAUACCCCAGACAACAGCUUUCUGGGGUUUGUGGUUGAGCAGCACCUGAACUCCAGUGAUAUCCACCACAUUAAUGAAAUCAAAAGGCAGAACCAGUCCCUUGUGUAUGGCAAAGUGGAUAGCUUCUGGAAGAAUAAGAAGAUCUACUUGGACAUUAUUCACACAUACAUGGAAGUGCAUGCAACUGUUUAUGGCUCCAGCACAAAGAAUAUUCCCAGUUACGUGAAAAACCAUGGUAUCCUCAGUGGACGGGACCUGCAGUUCCUUCUUCGAGAAACCAAGUUGUUUGUUGGACUUGGGUUCCCUUACGAGGGCCCAGCUCCCCUGGAAGCUAUCGCAAAUGGAUGUGCUUUUCUGAAUCCCAAGUUCAACCCACCCAAAAGCAGCAAAAACACAGACUUUUUCAUUGGCAAGCCAACUCUGAGAGAGCUGACAUCCCAGCAUCCUUACGCUGAAGUUUUCAUCGGGCGGCCACAUGUGUGGACUGUUGACCUCAACAAUCAGGAGGAAGUAGAGGAUGCAGUGAAAGCAAUUUUAAAUCAGAAGAUUGAGCCAUACAUGCCAUAUGAAUUUACGUGCGAGGGGAUGCUACAGAGAAUCAAUGCUUUCAUUGAAAAACAGGACUUCUGCCAUGGGCAAGUGAUGUGGCCACCCCUCAGCGCCCUACAGGUCAAGCUUGCUGAGCCCGGGCAGUCCUGCAAGCAGGUGUGCCAGGAGAGCCAGCUCAUCUGCGAGCCUUCUUUCUUCCAGCACCUCAACAAGGACAAGGACAUGCUGAAGUACAAGGUGACCUGCCAAAGCUCAGAGCUGGCCAAGGACAUCCUGGUGCCCUCCUUUGACCCUAAGAAUAAGCACUGUGUGUUUCAAGGUGACCUCCUGCUCUUCAGCUGUGCAGGCGCCCACCCCAGGCACCAGAGGGUCUGCCCCUGCCGGGACUUCAUCAAGGGCCAGGUGGCUCUCUGCAAAGACUGCCUAUAGCAGCUACCUGCUCAGCCCUGCACCAUGCUGCUGGGGAAGACAGUGGCCCCAGCCCCGUCAGGCAGGGCCAGGGACAGAAGUCAUGCAGGGACUCUGGCAAGAGCCUGAACUUUUUCGUAGAAGGUUCUGAAUUGGCAUUGCCCUUGCUGCACUCCGAGCAACCCAGUGGAGUCUUCACCAAAACAAAACAAGAGCGUAUGUCAGGCCAGGAGCCUGGCUUGUCCCUGGCACAACAUCAUUUCUGUUUCUCAAGGAGCAACUGUGGGAAGACUGUCACUGCAGCUGCUCCAGGGCAAAAGAAAGUCUCAAGAGUCCUUUAAAACAAAACAGGAGGAAUUGAGCUGAUGGGAAAGAACUCUGAAUGGGAAUAUUCCUAAACCCAUUAACUUAUUUAUUCGGGUGGGAGGGAGGGGACCGCGGGAGGGAGAGGAGGGAUUGAUCACAGGCUUCUUUUAUUUCCACUGUUAAUCAUCCACCUUCACUAUACUGUUGUUCUGUCUGCUUUGGGCAGGGUGCAGGAGAGAGACCGUGUGCCGUGGGGCUGGUGGCCUGCUCAGGGACAGCCAUGGGGACCUGGCAGCUCAAAACAGAUGGCAGCAGAACAAAAGAAACUUUUGCUUUGGAAGCACAGCCAAACUCCCCAGGGCAUCGUCAUAGAUGGCACCUAGAGCAUGGGCUGCCUCAGUCAGGGGGACGUGCCUGUGUUGUCCAGAGAGCCCAGCCAGGGACGAAAAAGGAGAUGAGGCCCCUUUCCUCCAUGUCCCCAUGCCCAGACACAUACCUUGGCCGUAAUUUCUUUUAGAAUCCCUUUGGGAAGGAAAUACAGGAUUGAGGGAUUUUGGAGUUUCUGGUAAACUCACCCUCCCUCCAGCCCCGCUAUGAGGAGGAAAGUAGAGAUGAAAGACUCACGCUGUUCAUGGACUUGGAGAGGAUUAUCUUUGAGCCAAGAUUUGGACAGGAGUGAAGUCGGUCCUUAAGAAUUUGUGGCGCGACCGGAGCUGGGCUCCUGACAGGUGGGCUUGUGUUGUGUCCCCUCUGAUGGCACCAAAGUCCAGGGAAGGGGGCUCUUGAUGUCUGCUGGGGGAGUGGGGGCAGCUCAGGAUGAAUGCAGUGCCCUGUCCUGGCUACUCACCUGAGGGUGUAGCUCGCAAAGGUGGGAAUCUGGUGCUGGCUUUUCCUUCAGGCAGGAUCACUCUGACUUGUUGAGUAAUCAGUCAUCAGGUUGGCCUGGUCAGACACACUGGACCCCACCUUCCAAACCCUGGACCCCCCCAUGCUCUGCCUUUGUAUAAGUUCCCACCCCACUGAAUCAUUGCUGCCAUGCUCUGUACAAGUUUGUAAGUUUCUGAAAAGCCCCUGACAUCUCCAUGCUGAUGCAAGUGAGACCCCUUCUGCCUAAUGUGAGCGGUUGGCGUCCUCCACUUGGCCUCUGCUGGGCGCCUCAGUCGCUCAAUGAUGUGCUCUGUGCCGGGGCUUCCAAGCACCCUUCCUGCUAACAGAGGGCGGCCCAGUGGAGCCUCCGCUGGGCAGAACUGAUGGGCAAGGCGUAAUGGCUGGUAGCUUUCAGAAUGUGAGGGAAAGGAAGAAUUCCGCUUCAUGGGGACUAGAGUUAGUGUGGGGCCUUUAAGUCUGGGAAGUUACAUUCUGCUUCUUUCUCAAUUGCUACACAAAUGUGCAGCCAGCCUUUUUUCUUAGGCCCACUGAGAUCCCUGCUCAGUGCGUCUCAAUUGUAUCUCCAGUCUAAGAGGAGGGUGGGGGGCACCCGGGGCCUCCUCCACUCCUUAGGUGGCCCCCAAGCACAUCUGCCAGGUAGAGUACCAUGGGGAGGCCUCUGCCCUGAGCAUCAUCACAGGGGCGCCUCCAGACCUGGCUGAGAAUAGCCUCUGCUUGGGCCUAGGAAGAAGGGCAGAAGUCCAAAGGAAACCUUGGUGAGUGAGUGUGUGUGUGUGUGUGUGUGUGUGUGUGUGUGUGUGUGUGUGUGUGUAUGAGCCUGUGCAUUUCUUUUAAGCAAGGGCAGUUUCCUGCAGUAGGAGGGCAGAUGACUGGCAUCCUUGCUGUAAGGAAGAGCUUUUUCCUUGUGAAUGGGCCUCUUGGCUGUACCCUAGGGUGUGGGAAUUUGCUAGAGUUCCCUGACCUGCAAUCCCUGGGCCAGUGCCGCCCUCUCCUGGGCUCUUCCAGGAGCAUUGAACACUGAGGAUGUCAAUGCAAGUAUCUGACCAACAGGGGGAGCCUGCAGGCCGAGCAAAGUUUAACCCACUUAGCCACUGCUACUUAAGCAAGGAAGCUGAAAGGUAACCUUAGCCCUGCCUUGUGUUCCAAAAGCUGCAAGGAUCAUUUGCUGGCUGUCCCUAAGUUCAAGGCCUCCCUACCUUCCCCUUCUUUUCCAAGUCACAACCCGCCCUGCCCGGGCCAGACAGCCCAGAAGAACACUUUUCUGCCAUUUAAAAAUCCCUCUUUCAUCCCCCCCAGUCCAGUAUUGAGUGGAAGUGCGCCGGAGUUCCACUGACAGGGCAGCUGCUCUUGGAGCAAACAAGCCCACACUCCAGUUGUUUAGGGCAUUAUCUGAAGAGUCAGUGACCCCUGAAUGUGUACUGGCUCCCAGGCCUCCUCAGACUUGGCCCAGGUCUAGUCAGUGAUCCUGGAGAGGAAACUGGGGAGGGGGCUUCCAACUGCCCUGCAUGGAAGAGGAGAGGAAGGUGCCCCUGUGUGGGCUGGAAGCCUGCGGAGGUUUUGCCAUUGCUGAUCUUGAUAGAAUCCUAAACCGAUUUAUAGCUGAUAACAGUUCCAUGGGGAGAGAAAUCCUAAGUUAUGAUUAAUGUUUUUCCCCGCUAUAAUAUCUUGCCUGUUUUUUUGGAUUAUUUUCCCCAUUGUGAUCCUAAGCUCUUAAAAAACUUGAGGGAAAACAUUCAUCUAAUUUACUAAAAGAGAAAGCUUUCCAUUGAAAGGUAGAUACUUUGAGGAGUAAAAAGACUUCUUUGAAUGCUGGUAAACACCGCAUUUAUUUUGUGUAUGCAGUUUGAUUUGCACAUGUAUAAAUGGAGAUGCUUUUCAUUUUUGUUUGGACUGGGUUUGUGUCACUGCUCAUUACAGUUUGCUUUUUUGUGUGUUUGCUGUGCGUUUGGAGAUAUUAGUCAGUUUCUUUAGUGAUAUUUGUUUCCUUGAUGUGCCUUUUCGUUUUUCUUUGGGGUUUUUGGAAUCCGGAUGCUGUUGAAGGGCAAUAGCAGACUCCUCCAGCUAAGAGACAGGACAUGUUCUUGAGCCACUGUAGCUGUUGAAGCUGGACACCAGACGCUCCCUAUAACCCCCCCGCCAGGCCAUAGCGUGUAUGCAUGUGCACUUCCACCCACAGAGGAGGGUGUGAAGCCUUGAGAACCUCAAGAAAGGGCUGGAUUCUGCCAUACCUUUGGGUCUACCUUGGGACUGCUGGUUGCCAACGUGUCAACCAGCCUGUGUUCCCUGCCACCCACGCACUUGCUGAGGUGUGGCUGAGGCAGAAUCAUGUGAAUGGGUGCAUCCAAGGAGUUCAGGGCCCUGCUUGGAGAAGAAAUACUUUAGCAUCAUGAAAGGGAAAGAACGUGCACCCCUUUUUUGUUUCUUUAGUGAAUGCAAGAUUUAAUAAAAGUGAAUAAUGAGCUUCCCCUUUGGGAGUGGAGCCCAGUGCAGCUCACUGACAGGGUUGACAUCAGUAUGAUGUGUUGGACUGAAACUGUAUGUCUGUAGGUAGGUGUGUGCCUUUUAGGGCAGACCACGGUGGCCACCCCAUUUCUCCAAGGUGGUUUACCUAGCUUGUGUAUAUUAGACAUUGCCACCCUCACCUCUGGCCAAAAAUUCUUGAUUUAAAAAGAAAAGUCUAUUUUGUUAACGACAGGCUCUGUUGUAUGUGUUACUAUCCCAAGCCUGGAUUAUUUUAUUUAUUUAAAAGUAUUUUAAUUUCCAUAUUGGCUUUAUUCUAAUCCCAUCCAUCCCUGUGGAGCUGCAGAGCAUCUUCAUGUGAGUAGACGGAUGGACAUAAAUAGAUUCAUGCUCAUUUAGGAAGCUGGGAGUUUCGUGAAGCUGAGGGUGAGUUCCUGUGAUUCUUGUUCGCUUCAACAAAAAGUGGGAGACCAAGUUUUUAUAGCAAAAGACCAAAUUAGCUGUAGAGUCUUGAAUGCAGAAAAAAAUUACCCUAGCUUUCUUAGCACUUAGGGUUUUGUGAGGAUUCAGUGUUUAGCACAGUGCUUGGCACAUAGUAAGCCCUAGUAAAUGUUAAAUAUUGUUAUUAGUGUUUCGUAAAACUUGAGAAAUAGAGCUGAGCUCAUUCCCUUCCUGUUGAUUCAAAAAUAAUACCUACAUGAAAACAUGAUUCCAAGUUGAUUGAAUGUUGUAGGAAUUACUGGUUUAGAGUAGCCCAGUUCUCGGCCUACCCUGCUGGUUGGGAUCUUACUGUAUUCUUGAAUGCACUGGUUUGAAAAUAUGCCAGACUUCAGCCCCCAAGGAAACAAGGCUGCAAGAAUUUAUGAACUCCAGCUGGAAAAGGUAAAGGUGACCUUUGGCUAGCCACAUACUGGACCUUACCCCACUGACGUCUUUCAGAACAUUCCAAGGGUUUUCCUCAAGGAACAUUUUUGAGCUAGAAAUUAAAAUGGGUUCUCUGGCAGACUGCACCCCUUGAGUCAAAGUUAACAGUAUUCCUUUGAAUGCAAUAAUAGAGGCUUUUCUGCGUUAAGGGAGAAGGAAUGACCAAUUGAACUUACACAUUCCCCAGGCAGGUCCCUUUGCCGGCCCCUACAGGCUGGGGUGGCCCCUCCUGUCCUCAGGGAUCAGACUCCCAGACUGGUUAGUUCUGCAUGUUUCCAUCAAAUUAAAGGUUAUUCCCUGGCCGCCUCCUGGAGAAAACCAACCCCACCCUGCCAGCUGGGGGCAAUGGGGCAGGGAUUUUGGCCUCUCAGAACAGCUCCUAGAGGCUGCUCAUGACUGAAUGUUUUCCCAAAUCACCUAAAUAUCGGUUUGCUUUUUGUUUUGGGGGAGAGGAUUUAGCCUCUUACUUCCCUGAUGGAUUCAAAGUUUUAUCUAUCUCCUUAUCUCCUGCCCUGUCUUGGCACAACUCUGGAUAGAUUGCAGGUGUGGAAUUUGCUGGAGUUUGGUGACUUCGUCAAAUUCCUUUGGAUUCUGUUCCGCCAAAUCAGCAGUCUCGUCCUGUGGAUGCAGUGACUGGAAUUUCCCAUCUGCAAAGCAUCUCUGUAGCCCAGAUUUUGUGGAGCCUUAAGACACUCCCUCAAUGCCACCCUGACCCCACGGCUGGAGAACCCUGUGCUUAUGUGGUGGGCAGGGCCACUGUUGAUGGAGGAUGGCGGGGACGGGGUGGUGCUCAAAGGAUCUGUGGUGCUGGAGGUCUACACGCCUCUCAGGACAGCGUGUCAGGAACCUCAGAGCAGCUUCACAUCUGCCAAAGCUGAGAGGGAGCGAACUUGGGAAGCAUUUUGCUCAUUGUCCUACCCAAGUAUUAAUAGCAUAAUAGUUGAUGCCAAAGGAGAUGGUGACGUCCCUUCCACUGUAGUUGCUGUCACAACCUUGACGUCUUUAAGCUAAUGGCCGUUUGCAUCUGUGUCUUCAAACAGAUCCUGGUUACAGCCAUUUUGUGUGAUUCACUUCGGGGGUUAAGUAAUGCAGGAUUCUGCAAACAAGGUGUCGCCGUCCAAAUGUACUGUCCUGGCAUAGAGAGCACUGCUUUGUUUUCCACUGUUGUAGAGAAAACUAGGGAGAACUUUAUUUUUCAAUAAACUUUUCUUGUGUGA